Molecule: messenger RNA, 1297 nt
Organism: Esox lucius (northern pike)
Lineage: Eukaryota; Metazoa; Chordata; Actinopteri; Esociformes; Esocidae
Exons: 2
Coding region: 5-1282 (425 amino acids)
Source: RefSeq, a predicted model, not a curated record
GAACAUGUCGCCGGGACAGCCGGGAACUUCUAGAUCUGACAUGGAUCACAGCCUGGUUGUCCAAACGCACAGUACCGAUUCUCCUCAGUUGGCGAGGAGCGACGGACAGGAAGUGAGCAUGAACAUGCAGUACCUUGAGGAGCUGAGGAAGAUGGAGGUGUCCCUUUGGUCAGCGGAGUCUCUGGCACCAUACGUGCCCUCGUCGGAGUUAAUGAUCCGUCAGGGCCUGAUGUCCCUCCACAGGCAGACGCUGAGCCCUGUGGUGGAGGUCCCCCUGGCAGAGGAGGGCCCAGUGGUGCAGGAAGUCCCUGUCACUCUGCAAGUCCCUGGCGCGCAAGAGGUCCUUACUCCGGAGGAAGGGUUUCCCAAGGCGGUGCAGGGCCCUGUGGUGGAGGAAGUACUUACAGCAGAGGUCCCUAUGAACGAGGUGGUUCCCACGGCGGAGGUAAUCCCCAUGAUGGAGGAGCCGCUGUCUGCUAUAUACAGUCCUAACAUGGACGCUCUCACGUCACCAGAGAGCAGUAAGAGGGGUGCAGCGAGCGAUCUGGAUCACCAGGACACCUUUGAGGUGUUGCCCACGUACCUUCCCUCAGCCAGCUGGCUGGCCGACUUGGGCAAUGUGUACUACUACAGCAAGCUGCCUCGUAGUGUCGAAGAGCAGCCACAAAUCCUCCGAAUCAGCCCACUGAAGCCGCUGAGCCCCAAGGUGAACACUAACCUACAACAGGAGCCAAAAGAUCCUUGUGCCACAUUGACAACAGCACUAGGGAUAAAGGGAGAGGGAUGCAGCCUGAGGCAGAAGGUGGACAGGAAAAGUUACUCUGACCACGAGUGCUCCGCUAACCGAACGGUCAAUCAAAAUACACUGACCCCUGGUGGCCAGAAAAGGAACCGCAUCUGUGCCCGAUGUUUGACGACUACAAAGUGCAGAGCGAAGAAAAGGACGGACAGUCCAGGGUCGGACGUUCCCGUAGUUAAACGGCAAGGGGUUCUCAUCCCACCUUGGGAGGAGUCUGUCCUAGCCCAGACUUGUGCUGCCUGCAAAUCCCUCCCCCGGAGACAAGUAAUGAGGAAACGUUCCAGGUCAGAUGCUCCAGGGGGAUACAACGAAGAGACAAGUGAUGGCGAGACAUCUGAAAACAGUUAUUUUUGGGCAAGGCCAGGGGCGCCUAAACUGAGGGGCUCCAAAGACCUCAAGAGGCCCCUGGACUCGAGGUCUCAAUCCUCUAUGAAGAGCCAUUCUGAGGCACUCUGGUUGGUAGUCUGUUCAGCCUCGUCAUGAUGGCCCAUGUACCCU